Anguilla rostrata (American eel) is the source of this 4514-nucleotide messenger RNA. Its product is annotated as metallophosphoesterase MPPED2. Gene Ontology annotation, molecular function: hydrolase activity. Bases 906 to 1790 code for a protein of 294 amino acids. The transcript has 7 exons. The record is from RefSeq and is a predicted model, not a curated record. NCBI's taxonomy places the organism in Eukaryota, Metazoa, Chordata, Actinopteri, Anguilliformes, Anguillidae.
UGAAGCCAAACAGUGCGCGUAAAUGCAACGAGAAUGUUUUACGGUUCGCUCACUGGCUCACUCUUACAAUCUAGGUAUCUCGGUAGCUAGCUAUUGCAGAAUUUAGGCAAUAAUAUUUUAUAUUGUUAGCUAACGUUGCACGAUGUCAUUUUAUUUUAGCUAUCUGGCUAGCUAGCUAAAUUGCGUUCUGCACAGUUGACUGGUCAAAGUUCAGGGCAGAUAGUUUGAAUUGAAAUACGGUCACAAUUUCAAGUGCAUUUGCAAUCCCUUGCAUUUUUUGAAAGCUGGAAAAUUACUAUUUUUGAGGCCCAAUGUUAUUGUGUUUUAAACAGAGUAGGUAGAAUUUGGACGAAACUCAACAGUAUACAAUAAAGCGUAUUUAGAAGCUAGCUAGCUUGGUUGCUGUGUGUUGGAAAACAGUUUUAGCUGUGUUUCAUUAGAGCUGAGAACACCAUGCAACCUCCGUGUUGCAGCAUUUCUACACAUUGUAGCGGGAGACUGUACGCGCGGAAAUAUAUCCUCAAUUGAACUCAUGGACCGGUGGGCAUUGUUUUGACUUUAUAUUAACGAUGGCGUUAUAGUAGUUGUCCUGGAAAGGUUUAGCAUGAAUGACGGUGGGCAGAAGAUCUUGUAUAAAAGCCAGCAGGGUGUGAUGUCAAACCCAUUGGCUACUGACUGUAAUCAAUCAGGGAAUCGCACGGGGGGAGCGAACGCUAGAGGCGAGCAAAGCACAACAGAAGCCCAGGAGAGGGAGCUUCCCGGACGGCAUGAAAAAUCAAGCAUCGCCGAUCGUGGCCUGCUGCUGGGUCAGUCGUUUUCGCUUCUGAGAGGAGGUUCUGAAGGAUGCCCGCUGCACAACUCAGCCCUGGAUCCUGGUAAACCGUUAGCGUCCAAAAGGUGGGAGGAUGGCUCAUGGUAUUCCCUCCCAGGGCAAAGUGACCAUCACUGUGGAUGAGUACAGCUCCAACCCCACGCAGGCCUUCACCCAUUACAACAUCAACCAGAGCCGCUUCCAGCCGCCCCAUGUCCACAUGGUGGACCCCAUCCCAUACGACACUCCCAAACCGGCGGGUCACACGCGCUUCGUCUGCGUCUCUGACACACACUCCCGGACAGAUGGCAUCCAGAUGCCGUACGGCGACGUACUGCUCCACACGGGCGACUUCACUGAGCUGGGCCUUCCCUCCGAGGUUAAGAAGUUUAACGACUGGUUAGGUGGUCUACCUUAUGAAUUCAAAGUCGUUAUCGCAGGGAACCAUGAACUGACGUUUGACAAAGACUUCAUGGCUGAGCUGGUCAAGCAGGAUUACUACCGCUUUCCCUCUGUGUCCAAGUUGAAACCAGAGGACUUUGACAAUGUUCAGUCGCUCCUUACGAACUGUGUGUACCUGCAGGACUCCGACGUGACAGUCAAAGGAUUCCGAAUAUACGGGGCACCUUGGACACCCUGGUUCAAUGGAUGGGGCUUCAACUUGCCCCGGGGCCAGUCUCUGUUGGACAAGUGGAACCAGGUACCAGAGGGCAUCGACAUCCUCAUGACCCAUGGGCCUCCACUCGGUUUUCGGGACUGGGUUCCGAAGGAGCUGCAGCGGGUGGGCUGUGUGGAGCUUCUCAACACCGUGCAGAGGCGAGUCCGGCCCAAACUCCACGCCUUUGGGGGGAUCCAUGAGGGGUAUGGCAUUAUGACGGACGGGUACACGACAUACAUCAACGCCUCCACCUGCACAGUCAGCUUCCAGCCCACCAAUCCCCCGAUCGUAUUUGACCUGCCCAACCCUCCGAGCUCCUGAAAUCACAGGGAGUGAUGUAAAUUUCCAUUCUUUUCUAAUGAGUCAAACAUGCUAAAUGUUCUUUCCAAAAAAAAUAAGCUUUUGUAAACUGCUGGUACAAAAAUACAUAAAAUUGUGUUUUAAAGAUUGUGGUGGGAAUGGGGAGGGGGGGUGUCAAGCCGUUGAAAAUGGAUUGGAUCUAUAAUAUGAAGCUUUGUGAAUUUGUAUGGUCUGUGUGUAUAUAUAUGUAUAUAUAUAUAUAUAUAUUCAUAUAUUCAUAUAUAUAUACAUAUAUAUAUUUAUAUAUGUACAGUGAGCUCCAUAGUGUUUUGCACAUAGGCAUGUUUGUUCUUGAUUUGGCUCUGUACUGCACAAUUUUAGAUUUGUAAUAAAACAAUUAAAAUCUAAUGUGGUAAUGUGCACAAAAGUGCAUCUCAGCUUUUAUUUAAGGAUAUUUUUAUGAACUUUGGUUUCACCGUGUAGAAAUUACCUCACCUUUUAUACGUAACCCCCCAUUUUAGGGCACUAAUGUUUGGCACGUUAAUAUUAUUUAAAUGAAAGUAGUCAUGUUCAGUAUUUUGUUGCAUAUCCUUUGCAUGCAAUGACUGCUUGUAGUCUGUGACCCAUAGCCAUCACCAGGUGCUAUAUUCUCUGGUGAUACUCUGUCAUGCCUGUACUGCAGCCAUCUGUAGCUCCUGCUUGUUUCAGGGACUAUUUGCCUGAAGUUUUCUCUUCGGCAUAUUCAGUUGGAUUCAGAUGAGGUGAAGGACUUGACCAGUCAAGAAUUUUUCAAUUUUUGGCAUUGAGAAACUUUUUUUGUUGCUUUAGCAGUAUGUGUGGGAUCAUUGUGUUGCUGCAGGAUGAAGCGCUGCUCAAUGAGUUUGGAGGCAUUUGGUUGAACUUGAGCAGAUAAGAUGCUUCUGUGCAGAGUUCAUUCUGCUUCUGCUAUCAGCAGUUACAUCAUCAAUGAAGACAAAUGAGCCAGUAUCUGUGGCAGCCAUACAUUCCCAAACCCUAGCAACCGUACCACCAUUUUUCACAGUUAAGGGGGGUGCAUUUCCUUUUGGCCUUCAUACUUUGCUCUUGCCAAAACUCUGAUAGAAGUGAAUCAUGGUCUCAUGUCCGCAAGAUUUUUUUCCAGAGCUCUCCAGGCUCUUUUAGGUACAUCUUAGCAAACUGUAAUCUGGCCAUUUUGUUUUUGCGGCUAGCUAAUGGUUUGCAUCUUGCAAUUCUGGUCGUUAAGUAUUCUGAGGACAGUACUGUCAUAUCCAUGCCUGCCUCCUGAAGAAUGUCUCUGAUCUGUGAGACAGGUGUGUGGGCCUUUUCUUCAUUGCGGUAAAAAUUCUUUGGUCAACUGUCGGUCCACGGUCUUCCUUGGCCCACCAGUCCCUUUGUGAUUACAGAGCUCACCAUGUGCUCUCUCUUCUUAAUGAUGUUCCAAACAGUUGAUUUUGUAAGCCUAAGGUUAGUUCUAUGUCUGACUACUUUUUUCUUAUUUCUUUGCCUCAAAGUGGUUUCCUUGACUUUCAUUUGCAACUCUGGUCCUCAUUUACAAACGACAAUAACAGACACCUAAGGCAAUCAAAAGCCUAGAAUCAUGGCUAGAUACUGGAAACUUUCUUAUACCUACACUAAGGAAGCAAUUGAACACCUUGGCCAAAUCAGAAACACCUGUGAAGCUGUUUGUCCCAAACACAUUUGUCCGUAAUUUCUUCAUGGUGAAACCAAAAUGUCUGAAAAUUCCCAUUAAUAAAAGCUGCACUUUAACCACAUUGGAAUGACAAAUGUAACAUUGCAGAGUACAAAGCCAAAUCAAGAAAAGAAAAAAAAGUAUAUGUCUUUGUCCCAAACAUUAUGGAGCUCACUGUUUAUAUAUGCAUUUUCUGGAUACUUUGAUAUGAAAUGCCAUUGUAGGUUUUUUUUUUUUUUUUUUUUACGUUCCUUUUUUGAGGACAGUUAAGCUUUCUUUUGGCAGACAAGGAAACUGCCCUUAAACUAGCUUUACAGUAUAUUGUGAGAAUGUCACUUCUGGUAGCAGAGAAUAGGUCCCUUAUUUAUUUUCCGCGAUGAGUGAGAAAUGGAGAAAUGCAUUCAGAGGAACAUCAAUUACUAGAUCAGGGAAGAAUUGAAAAAGGUUACUGUACUGUGCGUACCUCGUUGGACAAAUAAUUUGAAGUGUGGCAAAUGUACUUACAUGAUCUGACCUCUGCACUAAAUUUGUGUGUAUUUUUAUAGCAAGUUAUGAAAAGAAUUCUGUUUUGUGUGUGUAUGUGUUUACUUGUGUAUGUGUGUGUGUAUGUAUGCAUACAGAUUUUAAACACACGUACACAACUGUACUUCACCCCUCUCUGUGCUUUCAAUGCUGCCCGUCUCAUGGCCGAAUUUGCCUUAUGCGCGCAAGAAUUUCAUCAUCAGAAAGGGGCACUUUUACAAACCGACAGCCUUUUUUCUACACACCUGCCUGAACAAGGUUUAGUUGUCCUUUAAAUCUUAAAUAUUAUUGUAUUUGUGUUUUUAUUGUCUCUUUUUCUAAUUUUGCACUGUGUGUAAAUGCAAUCUUGCUAGCACAAUAAAACAUUGCCAAUAGUUGUUUCAACUUCGCCACUGUAAAUGCUUCUUGGCUUUUGCUGACUUAGUUUCCUUGUUUAUGGAAGUUUAGAAUGGCUUCUUUUCUUUAAAUGUAUUGUGAUAUACAUUUAGCUGCCUUUAUAUGCAAAUAAAAUUGCAAGAUUUUUACUUAUUAAA